AGACGGUAAAGAAGAAGGGUUUAGGCAUUUUAGGGUUUUAAAAAAGAGAAGCGUUCUGGGACUGGAAUCUCUCGCCCUCCUUCCCUCUCAGUUGCCAUCAAUCAAUAAAGAGCCGCGAAAAUCUGUUAUGCCGCUCUUGAUUAUCACUAUUAAGCUAAUUCAAUGGAAGGAUUGAGAACUUCAAAGGCGAAUUUAGUUGUAUAUAUACAUCCUUCAAAAGCGAAUAAGGUUUCUCAAGCUAUUCUCCGUGAACUCAGUUCAUUGCUCUUCAAGUUUAAUGAAAUAUUUGAUGGUGUUGUCUUGGCUUAUGACGUAGGAGUUCGGAAUGAAACUGCAAGAAUUCUUCCUGGAGUCCAUCCUUUUUUUGGUGUAAAGUUGACAGCCGAACUGCUACUUUUUUCUCCAAAGCCUGACAUGCUUGUAGAAGGGAAGGUGGUGAGGAUUGGAGAAGACUCCAUAAAUCUUGUCGUCCUUGCCUUUUCUUCUGUUUCCAUUUUGCAGGAAGAUAUUCGUAAAGAUUUCAGAUAUAAAAUUAAACAUGGUGAGGAAUUGUUGGCCAGUAGAUCUCACAAGCGACAUAUGAUCAAGGUCGGGAGCACAGUUCGCUUUUUAGUUAAGAGCUUCGAUGAAGAAAUACUACACAUUUCAGGAUCCUUGAUUCCAUCCCAUACUGGAAACGUUGAUUGGUUGGAUAAACAUGUAGAAGAAGGUUCACAAUCAGAGAGGAGCAUCAAGAGAGAAAGGGAGACUAGUAAGGUAAAGGCAGGGCUUGAUUCAGAAGUCCAUAGUGAAGAUACAACUAUGAACAGUGAGCGACGCCGUUCAAAGAAGUCAAAAAGGGGAGACUGAAAGAGUAAAGAGGCAUAGCUUGAUUCAGGAGUAGUCUAUAUUGAAGAUGCAAUUGUGAUGGGGAAAACUAUUGGAAGAAGUAGAGAAGGCGAAGAAAUGCAGUGAUGUAGUGUUUGUUGGAUCAACUGUAUGCUGUCUGUUUCUUUUUUUUGUUUAAUCAUAUUUUUAUUGAAAUUAUACAUUACCCCUAAAGGAAAACUGAAGCAAAAAAUGAACAGCAACUAUAAAACUGACCCAACUUAUAACAG
Papaver somniferum (opium poppy) is the source of this 1097-nucleotide messenger RNA. RefSeq lists its product as uncharacterized. The record is from RefSeq and is a predicted model, not a curated record. The coding region runs from base 163 to 849 and encodes 228 amino acids. The transcript is spliced from 6 exons. Gene Ontology annotation, biological process: DNA-templated transcription initiation. Lineage: Eukaryota; Viridiplantae; Streptophyta; Magnoliopsida; Ranunculales; Papaveraceae. Gene Ontology annotation, cellular component: RNA polymerase I complex.